Molecule: messenger RNA, 843 nt
Organism: Kazachstania africana CBS 2517
Lineage: Eukaryota; Fungi; Ascomycota; Saccharomycetes; Saccharomycetales; Saccharomycetaceae
Gene: PER33
Product: Per33p
Exons: 1
Coding region: 1-843 (280 amino acids)
Biological process (GO): membrane organization; endoplasmic reticulum tubular network organization
Cellular component (GO): endoplasmic reticulum; membrane
Source: RefSeq, a predicted model, not a curated record
AUGGCAUCACGAACCUCCUCUCGAACGUCAAUUCCUCAACGUCCAAUUCCUCCUUUCAUGAUGAUGUUGAGGUCGAGGAUCAGACAACCACAAUUUUACUGGUUUUUAGGCCACCUUCUCACAGUAUAUCAUUUUAUCAGAUUUCAUUUGUCAUUAUUCUCCAUUUCAUCACAAAAGUACCACUAUAAAAUGAUUCUUGCUAAUAUAUCGAUUACUUACGCUAUUGUCCUCUAUCAAUUUUAUAAAAGUGGACAGCUAAAAUUGAACAGUUGGGAAAAUUUCAGGAAGAACCUCAAAACGUUGGAUAAUUUACAAUAUUUUUCCAUGCUAACGAUACUACUACUUUGUUCUUUAUUCAAUGAUAGUGUCAUAAUCAAUGGAUCAACGUAUUCUGUUGUUAUUUUUUCAUUGUUCCAUUGUCUAAAUUAUUUCAAAGAAAAUUUGUUACCAUUUUUACCAAUUCAAGUAUUAUUAAAAAACGUUAUCAAUGAAAGAAUAAAUAAUUUUAUUAUUCAUUACAAUGAACAAUUUUUAACGAUUGCUCAAUUAUUUGAAAUCAUUUGCUGUUUACGUACUGGAUUGAUUAAUUUACCAAUCAAUUUGAUUAAAUUGGUCAUAACAAGAAAUUUUCAAAUAAGUAUAGCGAAGAUAAUUGCCAAUCUAUCUUAUAUUUGGUUUUUUAAAUUGAGGUUUAUACAGAAUAAACAAAUUCCAGUGAUAUUAAAUGGAGUAGUAUCAAGAAUCGAUGGAUACCUAGACAAUGUACUGAAUGAAAAUAUGAAAUUGAAAUGGAACAAUUAUAAAGUAGCUGUCAAGAGCCUAUUUUGGAAAUUUCCAGUGUAG